Mya arenaria is the source of this 1416-nucleotide messenger RNA. RefSeq lists its product as uncharacterized. The transcript is spliced from 8 exons. NCBI's taxonomy places the organism in Eukaryota, Metazoa, Mollusca, Bivalvia, Myida, Myidae. Bases 274 to 1329 code for a protein of 351 amino acids. The record is from RefSeq and is a predicted model, not a curated record.
GAAAUUAAAGUUUUAACUCUUCUCUUUUUAACAUCAUUUGAUUUUAAUUUUACAAUAGCGUGCUUCAGAAGAAACAGUUUUUACAUCAGUUGCUUUAAUGCUAACCUUUUUAAAUUUGUUUUAUGGAAACAGAGAAAAUUGAGUCCCUUCGGUUACCUUAGUAGUCCUAGUGACAAUAUUUAUCUUCACUCGCAAACAAAACAUGGCGGACCUAUUCGUACUUGUGUUAAAUUAUCAAAACGUUACCAGACCAGUAGCUCUAAAUUAUAGGAAAUGAUAAUGAUACAUUCUUCGCCUCUUAGGAUGAGACAGUUUAUAUUGUUUGGACUACUGCAUUUUUCAACUUCUUGUCCUUUUCCGGAUGGUUUUUCUGGAGUAUGGAUUACCUCCAGCCAGGGUACAUGGACGGUCAACUCCACGCAUAUCACCGUGGACUCGACGCUUGACGCUUAUGCAAGCAUCGCGGACGAGUUUGAGUGUAUAGAAAAUGAUACAUACAAUGGAGAAUCGGUCUUCGUUGUCAAAUCAACGGCCACUUUUAAGCCUUUUGCUCUGAGUGGAGACAUCUAUGCUUCCUGGAUGUGUCUGCGUGUCGUGGAAGCCAGGGCAGACGCAUAUUACGUCUACUUUAAUUCACUGGAAGAAGAUUAUUAUUCCGGCCAACGGAUACACGGUUACAAGGUGACUGACACCAUCGCGGCUGUCAACGUUUGUACAGAGGCGGUCCCAGACGAAUUGUUCGAGCCUUUCAUCCGUAAUGGUACAGAAACAACUGGAGAUGACCAGUGCCCGGACUCGCUCCUCGGGUACUACUUUUUCAACUACAUCACAAGUUCUGGCACAGUGGACUGUUCGUCAAACUACACAGGGUUCAUAGCAUCAUGUGAGGACCAAAACAAAACCAAGCUCCAAGUCAAUACCACUUCCGAAUGUGCGGCAAACCCUUUUUCGACGACGGAUGGUCAGCUGGGCUGUUUAUUCAGCUUUAAUACAAGUACGGACGGGAAUAAUAUCAUUCUGAUGUUGUACAAUAAAGACAGUGGUGCAACAUCACCCUUCUUUUGUAUGGUGAUUGACAACCUAAACAACGACACUAAAACGUCCGCCAGUGUAUCCCCGUCCCUGUGUGCUUCCGGUCAAAAUGCGUCCGCCGUCCCAACAUCCGGGUUCAGGCUCGAAUUGUCGGCUAAUGAAACAUGUAAGCAAAUAAUGUCGGUUCCAUUGUCGACCACAACAUGCACGGAAUCUUCUGGAAGGGGGAUGUUUGCUUUCUUGCACACGAUUUUCUUUGCACUUUGUGUUUAUUGUUUUAUUCGCAUUCUGUUUUAGCAAUCCUACCACAUAUUAAACCAUCGUUACUGUUUCAACGAAUGUAGGUCUCUGAUAUUGCCAGCUCAAUAAACGAGGUCAUGUUUU